Molecule: messenger RNA, 1482 nt
Organism: Monoraphidium neglectum
Lineage: Eukaryota; Viridiplantae; Chlorophyta; Chlorophyceae; Sphaeropleales; Selenastraceae
Exons: 5
Coding region: 1-1482 (493 amino acids)
Biological process (GO): protein phosphorylation
Molecular function (GO): protein kinase activity; ATP binding
Source: RefSeq, a predicted model, not a curated record
AUGGCAGUCGCGAGCGUGACGCGCAGCGCGGCAUGUGCAGCGUUCGCCCUCAGCCCCUCAGCAGUGCAGGCCAGCACCCAAGCGCGGCGUGUCUUGGAGCUGCAGCAGAUGGCGCUAGUGCCGCUUGGCUGGGAGGGCUGGCGCCCCAGCCUUGAUUACCGGGAGGAUGCAGCCGUCCCCUGCACGCAGCCCGGCUGCCGCCUGUUCCACGCCGCCGCCCCCGACGGCGGCCGCGCCCUCGUCAAGUGCUGGAGGCUGAGGCAGCUGGCGGCGGAUGAGGGGCAGUUCCUCGAGACACUGGCCGAAAUCGACUCGGCCAGACGCAUCCAGCACGACGGCAUCGUGACCAUCCGCGCUGUUGUCGUCGGCCGCACCACCUUUUCAAUCGUCUACGAGGACGGCGGCCGCAGCCUGGUCGCGGGGGCGGCGGCCUGGCGCUACGCGGCGUCGCUUUCGCGCUCGGCGGUGCCCGUGAUGCUGCAGGCCAUCGUGCGACAGCUGGGGCCGGCGAUUGCGGAGCUGCACAGGAACGGCUAUGUGCACGGCAACCUGAACCAGACUACGAUUGUCACGAACGUCACCCUCGGAGCCACCCGCAUCCGCAUCGCCAGCCUGUCCACCGCCUGCCCGUCGGCGCCAGACGCGCCGCCGGUCGUUACUGACCUUUCUUACACCUCCCCAGAAGCCGCCCGCGCCAUCCUGCUUGCCAACUCACACGGCGCGUCGGGCAGCGCGCGCGCCCUGAUGUGCAUCGGUCUCACCUUUUCCCCGCCCUGCGACUGCCGCGCCCUCGCCCAGCUGCUGGCUGAGCUGGCGCUCGGCCGCCGCUUCUACGCGGGCGCUGACGUCAUCGACGCACUCUCCGCCGCGCGCGCCGUGGCCGCCGACCCGGAGCCCUGGGCCGCGGACCCCGCCUGGCGCAGCCUGCUAGCCGCGCUGCGCGCCUUCGUCGCCGCCCUCGGCCGCGACGACCCGAAUGCGCGUGCCACCAUUGAGGAGGCUCUGGCGCUGCCCUUUGCCACCAUGAACCUCGGCCAGGGGUACUGGUCCCACCAGCCGCCCGCCACGGCGCAGCGGCUCGCGUGCGCUGACGGCGGCUCGGCCGCCUGGGAGCCCACAGCGGCCCUCCUGGACCUCUGCCACAGCUGGGGCAGCUUCUCCAGUAAUGCGUCCAAGGCCGACGCCGGGACCGCGUGCCUGGCAUCUGCGGGUGCCACCUACGACGAUAGGCCGGCCUCCGGGCCGGCGGCAGUGGCAGCCCAGCUUGCCGCGCCACAGCAGGAGGCUGUUGAGGAGCAGCAGGCCUCUGCGGCGGCGUUGGCGGCACCUGCACCUGUCAAGCGCAGCCUGCUGCGGCGCGGGCUGCGCAAGAUUCAGAAGCGUGCACACGAGGCGGGAGGGCGCGUGGCGCUGGGGCUGGCGCGGCUGGUGGCCCCCCUGACGGUGUGCUGCGGGGCGUCCACCUUUCGCAUGCCCAUGUGA